Messenger RNA from Talaromyces stipitatus ATCC 10500, 1503 nucleotides. RefSeq lists its product as uncharacterized. The transcript has 2 exons. Gene Ontology annotation, molecular function: snoRNA binding. Gene Ontology annotation, biological process: rRNA processing. The record is from RefSeq and is a predicted model, not a curated record. NCBI's taxonomy places the organism in Eukaryota, Fungi, Ascomycota, Eurotiomycetes, Eurotiales, Trichocomaceae. The coding region runs from base 128 to 1303 and encodes 391 amino acids.
GACGGUCAAAAUAAUAAAAAAAAAUAAAAUAUCAGAAAUCUCCAAGCGACGACGCUUUGUGAAGAGUUUUACAUCUAUUGCACAUACCCGAGUUGAAUCUGGACAGCUUUUUUAUUUCAAUAUACCCAUGUUCUCACAAGUCUUCACAAGGGCAAAGGGCAUUUUCUCGAAAAAUAAUCUCUCAGCCAACGACGACAGCUCUGUCACCGCCCAAGCUUCUCAAUCCGACUCCGCUGGUAACAAUACGGACGAUUCUUCUUCUACAAUAAAAGACAUGGUGACAGCUACGAGGCAGGGGCACGUGGGAUCCCCACGCACGAAUGGAUCAGAUACUGCGACCAACACAAAAAGGAAGACGUUAGAAAGCAAGACAAAUGGCCAUUCGAAUAAGCGGAGAAGGUUGUCGCCUGAAAAACAAGAUAGUGUCAUUGAGGUCUUGUCGUCACAGCAAGAGGCUCCAGAGGAUAAUGUGACCAUUGAAGUCCCAGUGGUACAGGAGACGGAGAAGAUCAGCAACGGAAUUGAAACCACACCGAAAUCAGAGGGUGCGACCGCCGACGAAUUUUCGAAGAAACCAAGUAAUCAUAUCCGGUUUGGAAGUGAAGAGCCUACACUUCCUAUUCAGCAGACGAAAGGAAUCGAGACACCUCAACCGACGCAAGCUAAGGACGACUCCGAGAGUGACGAUGAUGAAGCCCCUGAGGUCGUCGACAACUCGGCUCAAUUGUUGUCGUUGAAGGUACAAGCACAGAAACAAAAGGAAGCCAAGAGACGGGACGAGAUACUGCAGAAAGAAAAGCGGCGGUUACAGGACGAGAAACAGAAAGCCCAAGCAAAAGCGUCGGCCGCAGCCAAAGCCAAAGCAGAGAAAUCCCAAAAGCCACAAUUCUUUGAUUCGAAGUUGAUAUCAGAUGAUGACCUUGUUUCUGAGAGUACUGCAACUCUCCAAGAAUCCGUUAGAGGCUCCGGUCGCCGGGCGCUCCCCGCUUUGCUUCCAGAUGAGAUAUUAAAUGCGGAACCCGUACACAGACUGCCAUCACCCCCUCCCGAAGAACAGCAGAAGAGCAAUAUAAGAAGACAACACAAGUUCUUCAAGGAAGACAAACCUGCGAAAGACAUACGUCGUGGAGAUGUGACUAUCCGUGUCUUGGAAACUAAGAAAGAGAUGCUCCCUCCUAAGAGCUCAGCGAUUGGGAAGCACGUAAAGGCUUCCUGGCAGGCUGGGCACCGAGGUCGCAAUGGCAGUGCUCCGGGGGGACUUAAACGGGUAGGCGGUGGUCCGAAGAGUUUCGUGCGGCGAUAAAUAUCUUUUAUCUCCAAGUUAUCCUUUGCAUACAUCAUUAUUCCUAUCAGUUACGACUAUUGAUAUUGGAAGUUAUCAGCAUUCGCUCAGAUCCGUCAGAACCUUGUCCAAAGUGAGGAAUUGUACAGUGGAUCCAUGAUGUUGUGGAGUGUCGGGGCGUAUGAAGCGUUUCGGUAUUCAUUCAUGUCAGCAUUUUGAUA